CCGCGCACAAAGCAGAGGGAAAUAAUGUACCAAAAAAAACACUAGAAACACAAGGAAAAAAAAAAGGUAAAAAAGGAAGAAAAAAUAAUUUUCCUUUGAGUUAAGGGGAAAAAAUAAUUUUAUUUCUUAAAAAAAAAUCAGAUAAACAGAGAAAAUUCCCUUUCUUCUUCCUCUUCUUUUUGUUUGUCUAAAUCCUUGUCUUUCUUUUCUCCUUUCUCGCGCCUUGGUUUCCUCUCUUCAUUUGAUAAUCUUCUUGUUUUGAUUCCUUUUUAUUGAAUUUUUUUCCCCCACGGAAACUGUUCACUUUUUUUUUUCCAGCAAUGUGGUUCAUUGGCCCAAUAAUUUCCGCUUUUUAUUUCUCUCAUUUCGAGCAGAUUUUGUUAUGAAAGAUUCUAAAAAAAUUAUUUCAGUUUUUUUAUUAAUUUUUUCUGAAUAAUCAAGCAAAUUGAUAAUGGAUCGUGUUGUCGGUGGAAAAUUCAAAGUGGGCAGGAAGAUCGGAGCUGGAUCUUUCGGCGAGCUUUUCCUCGGGGUCAAUGUACAGACAGGGGAAGAAGUUGCUAUUAAGAUGGAACCUGUGAAGACCAAGCACCCUCAGCUUCACUAUGAGUCAAAGUUGUACAUACUUCUUCAAGGCGGAACUGGGAUUCCCUACCUCAAAUGGUUUGGAGUUGAAGGGGAGCAUAAUAUUAUGGUUAUCGAGCUUCUAGGGCCAAGCCUUGAGGACUUGUUCAACUACUGCAAUAGAAAGCUCUCUUUGAAGACAGUUUUAAUGCUGGCAGAUCAGUUAAUUAACAGAGUUGAAUAUAUGCACUCAAGGGGAUUUCUUCACCGUGAUAUAAAACCUGACAACUUUCUGAUGGGUUUGGGACGAAAAGCAAAUCAGGUGUAUAUCAUUGAUUAUGGCCUUGCUAAAAAGUAUAGGGAUCUUCAAACUCAUAAACACAUACCAUAUAGAGAGAACAAGAAUCUUACGGGCACAGCUCGAUAUGCAAGUGUUAACACUCACCUUGGAGUUGAGCAAAGCAGAAGAGAUGAUUUGGAAUCACUUGGUUAUGUGCUCAUGUAUUUCUUACGAGGAAGCCUUCCAUGGCAGGGCCUUAAGGCAGGGACAAAAAAACAGAAGUAUGAUAAAAUCAGUGAAAAGAAGAUGCUAACUCCUGUUGAGGUACUUUGCAAGUCAUAUCCAUCAGAAUUCAUAUCAUACUUCCAUUAUUGUCGUUCAUUACGCUUUGAAGACAAGCCAGAUUAUUCAUACUUGAAGAAGCUUUUCCGUGACUUAUUUAUUCGAGAAGGAUAUCAGUUUGACUAUGUAUAUGACUGGACUGUACUCAAGUAUCCUCAGCUCACCAGUAGCUCUAAACAACGGCCAUCAAGUGGAAAAGCUGCUGUAAACACUGGAGCAUCUGCUGAAAGAACAAAGAAGCCAUCAGGACGAGAAACACGGGAUAGAGUUUUGGGUGCUGCUGAGGCAUUUACUCGGAAAAAUGCUUCAGGCAGUGGACAUCUCAGUGAUCAUUCAAAGCAGAAGGUAUCAGAGAAGGCAUCACCAUCAAAGGAUACGGAUAAUGAUUCUGGAAGGGUGCGAACUUCUUCCAACCGGCCUAGCAGCAUGUCCAGGAGGGCUGUUGCCUCAAGCAGCAGGCCAGCCUCUUCUUUAGGGCCCAGCGAUAGUCGAUCAAGUUGGCUUCUCUCAGGUAGCAGUCGCCUCUCCACAAGCCAGAGAGUCCAUUCAGGGUCAGAGCAAAAAUCGUCUCUCUCCCGAGCUACAACCUCAAAAGGUGUCCGUGAAGAUCCGAAUCAGAGCUCUGAGCACCGUUUGAGGUUUAUGGAAAAGAGGAAGGGGUGAUUGUCCCAAUUGAGAUAAUGAAGAGAAAGAUACAAUGAUAUUCGAUCCAGGCCUUGUUUUUGUUUUUAAAAAAUUAUGUUCCUACCUAUUUGUUAAAUAUUUAUUCAUGGCUGGCAAUUUCUGUUCCUACUUGUCUUCACCCUAUUAGGAGUUAAUUAAUAUGUAAUUUCAGUAUCUGUAACUCUUUCUUUAUUCUUAAGUUGUGGGGAUAAUAAAUGAAA
Molecule: messenger RNA, 2067 nt
Organism: Gossypium arboreum
Lineage: Eukaryota; Viridiplantae; Streptophyta; Magnoliopsida; Malvales; Malvaceae
Product: casein kinase 1-like protein 10
Exons: 15
Coding region: 452-1846 (464 amino acids)
Biological process (GO): endocytosis; signal transduction; peptidyl-serine phosphorylation
Cellular component (GO): cytoplasm; nucleus
Molecular function (GO): protein serine/threonine kinase activity; ATP binding
Source: RefSeq, a predicted model, not a curated record